Molecule: messenger RNA, 749 nt
Organism: Caenorhabditis sp. 36 PRJEB53466
Lineage: Eukaryota; Metazoa; Nematoda; Chromadorea; Rhabditida; Rhabditidae
Source: the annotation of a GenBank genome assembly
AUGUUGCCCUUCGAGAAUCUCAGUCCAAAGGAGAAACAGAAAAAGCACAUGGCGGCGUUGCUUUCGGACGCCGCCUACGCGAUGGAGUUUGAGAUUCGGCAGCGAGUGCUCCAGAACACGGAAAUGGUCGAAAACAUUGACGAAGACAAACAGAUGCACGUCGAGUUGCUGCCCGAUGAGGAGGUACGCCUUUGUUGUAGGAAAACCAAAGUUUGAGAGGAUUUUGCUUCUUUCCGACACUCACGAAUUUCUUUAUUUACUGGAAUUUCAACGAGAGAGUUGCAGUUCCGUGCGUUGACGGACCGAGACGUCGAGGACCUCAAAUUCAAGUUGGCGACGGCGCAGGAGCAGUUGAACGUGCUGAAACAGAAGGUGAAAAUCAAUCGAUGCGUACAUCUCGAAAGUGAGGUUUUCAACGAGGAAACGGUCAAAUUGGCGAUGAUCACCGACGAUUACCGCAAACAUCAUCUCGAGUUGCAACGCAUCAAAAAGAUGCGAUUGGAAGAGUUCCAUGAUUUUUACCAGGUUUUCAAUCGAAUAGAAGACUCGUUUUUUGAGAAUGCAUUCGGCGUUCGAAUUCUAAAAAAUGCUCAAAAAUGCUCACUAGAAAGUAGAACAAGAUCACCAUCACCAACGAGAAGGGACGUCUGUCGAAGGACGACAUUGAGCGUAUGAUCAAUGAGGCCGAGAAGCACAAGGCUGAUGAUGAGGCCCAGGGAGACCGCAUCGGAGCCAAGAACGGAGGAUGA